This is a messenger RNA of Histoplasma mississippiense, 1395 nucleotides long. RefSeq names its product methionine aminopeptidase 2B. The record is from RefSeq and is a predicted model, not a curated record. Gene Ontology annotation, molecular function: metalloaminopeptidase activity. NCBI's taxonomy places the organism in Eukaryota, Fungi, Ascomycota, Eurotiomycetes, Onygenales, Ajellomycetaceae. Gene Ontology annotation, biological process: proteolysis. The transcript has 5 exons. The coding region runs from base 1 to 1395 and encodes 464 amino acids.
AUGGGAUCCAAGACACCGGGAAAUCAUCGCCGGGGCCCAAAUGAGUCGUCACCACAUCCCGCAAUUGAUGCCAUCAAUCCUCCGAAGCAAGCCGCAGCAAGUAGACUCGUUCAUAGUUCACUCGAAGGAGAAAGUGAAGGCGGGGAGGAUGAGGACGACGAUAAACCUGGAGCCGACCUAAAAGCUGUUGGUCAAAUUGGCAACAAUGGCCAGAAAAGAAACAAGAGAAGGAAGAAGAAAAAGAAGAAUACAAAGGAAUUGGAGAUCCUACAGACGACCCCGCCUAGGGUUGCAUUAGCGAACAUUUUUCGCAGUCAGCGAUACCCGGAAGCUGAAAUUGUCAAAUACAGCACGGACAAUGACAAUCUUCAGCGCACCACUGCUGAAGAACUCCGUCAUAUAUCCGUUUUGAACGCUAUGGACGAUGAGUUCCUAAAUGACUACCGCAAAGCUGCCGAAGUCCAUCGCCAAGUCCGCCAGUAUGUGCAGACAAUCAUCAAACCCGGCAUUGCGCUCAGCCAGCUUGCCGAAGAAAUAGAGGACGGCGUGCGUGCACUAACCAAUCACCAAGGUCUUGAGACUGGAGACGCUCUCAAAGCCGGCAUGGCCUUUCCCACCGGCCUCUGUUUGAAUAACAUUGCAGCUCACUGGACCCCUAAUCCUGGUGCCAAGGAGGUUAUCCUCAAGUAUGAUGAUGUUUUGAAAAUAGAUUUCGGAGUUCAUGUCAACGGCAGGAUCGUGGAUAGCGCUUUUACCAUAGCUUUCAAUCCAGUCUACGAUAAUUUGCUUGCAGCUGUCAAGGAUGCGACCAAUGCUGGGCUCAAGGAAGCAGGCAUUGACGCCAGGAUCGCUCACAUCAGUGAGACAAUCCAAAAUGUAAUGGAGAGCUACGAGGUUGAGCUCAACCAGAAGGUCAUCCCCGUAAAGGCGGUUCGAAACAUCACGGGUCAUAACGUCCUACAUUACAAGAUCCACGGCGACAAACAAGUCCCAUUCGUAAAGACACAGACCAACCAGCGCAUGGAAGAAGGCGACGUGUUCGCUAUUGAAACAUUCGGCAGUACUGGAAAAGCAUAUCUCGACGAUGCCACCGGAAUCUACGGGUACGGGUACGAUGAGAAUGCCAGCACGGCCGGGCUUCAUCACUCCUCGGCCAAGUCGCUAUUGAAAACCAUCAAGGAGAAUUUCGGGACUCUGGUUUUCUCCAGGCGCUACCUUGAGCGGUUGGGGGUACAAAGAUAUCAUCUCGGUAUGAGAUCGCUCGUCACUAAUGGUAUCGUCCAGUCGUAUGCGCCGCUUGUGGAUGUUCCUGGAUCCUACGUUGCGCAGUUUGAGCAUACUGUUUUGCUCCGGCCAAAUUGCAAGGAGGUGAUCUCCCGAGGAGAUGAUUACUGA